This is a messenger RNA of Erinaceus europaeus (western European hedgehog), 2318 nucleotides long. It is a transcript of the gene YPEL5, whose product is annotated as yippee like 5. The transcript has 3 exons. The record is from RefSeq and is a predicted model, not a curated record. Bases 238 to 603 code for a protein of 121 amino acids. Lineage: Eukaryota; Metazoa; Chordata; Mammalia; Eulipotyphla; Erinaceidae.
GCGGACCUUGAAAACAGCACGGCGUCGCGAGCAGGUGCGGGGGGGAGGCAGCCCGGCCUGGAGAGGAGCGGGGACCGUGCACCCCAGGGAGUGCCCACAGCCCCCCUUUCUUCCGCACCCCCUGUGGGCAGGUGAGACCAGAGUGGCCAGAAUUCUCCCAGAUCUGCUGGACUUCGACACCACCACCCCACUCCCGCUUUCAGCCUCCCUUGGGUUUUUAGAACUUCAGCUACAAAAAUGGGCAGAAUUUUCCUCGAUCAUAUUGGUGGUACCCGUCUGUUUUCAUGUGCAAACUGUGAUACGAUCCUGACCAACCGCUCAGAGCUCAUUUCCACACGAUUCACAGGCGCCACUGGCCGAGCAUUUCUUUUUAACAAGGUAGUUAACCUGCAGUACAGUGAAGUUCAAGACCGGGUCAUGCUCACUGGCCGCCACAUGGUUCGAGAUGUGAGCUGCAAAAACUGCAAUAGCAAACUGGGCUGGAUCUAUGAAUUUGCCACCGAAGAUAGCCAGCGUUAUAAGGAAGGCCGAGUGAUCCUGGAACGAGCUCUAGUUCGAGAGAGUGAGGGGUUUGAGGAGCAUGUACCAUCUGAUAACUCUUGAAGAAAAAGAUACAACUCCAUCUUUUCCCGGGUCUCCUUCACUGAAAACAAAAAUCUACUUACAUACACUGUCACCUUAGCAUCAGAGUCGGAUUCAUGAACUGUGGAACAAGAAGUUGUGAGAAUCUAAGAUAGAACCUUCCUUCAUUUCUUUUUAAAAGAUUUUCCUAUUUUCCAUCCAACAGAAGUGUGUAGAGAGAAUAUUAUGCAGAUGCUGUUAAUUUUCCCCCCCUCUGUUUUCAUCUUGAGGCAGGAUAGUCUUAACGUGCAGCUACACGGUGGGCUAAGUAAGUUAAAAAGAAAUCUGGGCUAUUUGAGUGAAAAGGUGUGUUUUAAUGUAAGCGUUGAAAGGAAAAUGUGUUAAGAGCAUGUUUUUUGUUUUUUUUUUUAACUUGUUUGGGCUUCAUUUUAAAGUUCUUUUUUAAAACCCAGUUAUUUCACUUGAUUUGCUAGUUUCUGAGGAGAGAUCCGAAUUUGUGACCAGCGCUAAAGGUUCAGUGUUAGUGUGGCUUGUGCUGGCCCUUGUGCCAUAUUGUUGGAGAAGAACCGUAGCACCAGAGCCCAUUCUCCUUUGUCAGUCUUGACUCAAAAGAUGUCACCAUUCCUAGCUAUUUGUCACCACAUAAUUGGUGUUGAUUGGAAACUUUUCCUGAAGUGGGACAGACCUGCUUGGUUGUCUUUUCCAUGUAACUUAAGCAUAGUAAUAUAAAUAAAGUUAUAGUUGAAUGUUUUUGGUCCUGUGUUGCUUUGAGAAAAAAAAAAAAACCUCUCAGAAGAGCAUUUGAUAUGUAAUUUUCAUAGUAGUGUUUAUUUUCAUCUGUGAAACUAAAUUGACUGUGUCUCUGAUACUAAUUUGUUUAUAUUAAAGCAUACUGUUGAAAUGCACAGUAUAGCACUUACAGAAUAGUUGGGCAGCAGAGUGGCACUGUGCAUUCAUGCAGAAAGCAUUUCAUCUGUGUUUGUUUUUGAAAGGGGGAAGUAAAGCAGUCUGUCUAAACAUUCUGCUUUAAGAAGCAAGCAUCUUAGCCGUCCCUCCUCAGUUUGACAUUGAUUUUGACAAGUCUUUGGAGCCUAAUAGUUGCAUCAGAGGAAUAGCUCUCAUUAUUUUCUCAGAUCUUCCCUAGGUAGUUUAGAUACUAAAAUUAAAACUCUGCCUGGUCCCUUCAAGUGGAAAGGGAUCAAAUUUGACUCAGGGUGUUAUUUUAGCCCCACAUUUACAACAUUAUGAAGUGUUAAAUGCAAAUGUUUCUUUACUCAAGCUGUCGACAUACUCUAGUAUUUGCUUCAGGUAGAACAAAUGAUAAUAAAAUUGGCUAGCUGAAUGAAUGAAUAUGAAUGCGGACUCAAUUUUUAGAUCUUUGUCUUGAAAGGAAAUUUGCCUCAAUUAGCAACAUCUUUCUGUCUCUGAUAUUAGAAAUGACUCCUGAGUACAGGUACUACUGAGUUUAUCUCCUUGUUUACCUUGGGAUUCUUGGGUAGAGGCAUAGCUCUGUAAGUUGAUGUAUACCAUUUCAUCUGAGACAAGUGGACACAGAUGUUUGAGAUGUGAACACGAAGUUUUCUUGAUCAUGAAAUAAGUGUUCAAGCAUUAAGGAACAACAUUCAUUCUCACUCAUUUCCACACUGGCCUUUGAUGAUAUGCAGAUUCCUAGUAGCAUGCCUUAUCUACAGCACUAUGUGCAUUUGCUGUCACAAUAAAGUAUAUUUUGUCUUGCA